This is a messenger RNA of Notechis scutatus (mainland tiger snake), 4524 nucleotides long. RefSeq names its product AT-rich interaction domain 5B (gene ARID5B). NCBI's taxonomy places the organism in Eukaryota, Metazoa, Chordata, Lepidosauria, Squamata, Elapidae. The record is from RefSeq and is a predicted model, not a curated record. Gene Ontology annotation, cellular component: nucleus. Gene Ontology annotation, molecular function: transcription cis-regulatory region binding. Gene Ontology annotation, biological process: regulation of transcription by RNA polymerase II.
GCACUCGGGGUCCUGGCGGGCAGCUCGGGGGAGUCGGGAGCUCGGGGGAGUCGGGCAGCGUAAGAUUUUAAGGAAGAAGCCCGAGCCCGAUUCCGCUUCGACCCGCUCGCCUCCCCGCAGUGCCGGGCUCGCGCCUUGAACCGCAGCGCCGGGGCAGGCGGACGGCAGCCGGCGAGGAGGGCCCGGAUUGCGCCCCGGCUGGGCAAUGGGGAGGCGGCGAGAGGCGCCGCGGGGCGUUGCUGGCUGUCCGAGGCGGCCCCGGGCCGGGGGAUUCGGCUUUUCGACCGAGGCUGGCCGGCGGCGGCGGGGAGACAUCGCUUUUCCCUGCCAGGACCUGAUGCGAUCCAUUCAAGCCAACAAGUUUGGAGAAUGUUGAGUUCAAUCAAUUCAGAGCGUCGAGAUGGAGCCCAAUUCAGUCCAGUGGGUCGGCUCGCCGUGCGGCUUGCACGGACCGUACAUUUUCUACAAGGCGUUUCAGCUCCACCUGGACGGCCGAGUGCGGAUCCUCUCCCUCGGCGAUUUUUUCUUUGUGCGGUGCCGGGCCGAAGACCCCAUUUGCAUAGCGGAGCUGCAGCUGCUCUGGGAGGAGCGGACCUCCCGGCAACUUUUAUCCAGCUCCAAACUUUAUUUCCUCCCGGAGGACACGCCGCAGGGCCGAAGGAGCGACCACGGCGAGGAUGAAGUCAUUGCUGCUUCCGAAAAAGUAACUGUGAAGCUUGAGGACUUGGCCCAAUGGGCCCGGACAGAUAUCUCCAAGUGGAAACGUGGCCUCCGGGAUGAAGCCUUCACACCUCUGGAACCGAGGAAAGACGGGCAAAGGGAAGCCCUAAGCAGGUUCCGGCAAUCCACACACAACAGUGGCCUCAAUUUCAAGGAUAUUUUGAAGGAAAAGGCUGACUUGGGUGAGGAGGAAGAAAAUAUCAAUGUGCUGAUCCUCAGCUACCCCCAGUACUGCCGCUAUCGCUCUAUGCGGAAACGAAUCCAGGGCAAGCCAUCUUCAGUGCAAGCAGACCAGUUCGUCUUAGCCCUGGGAGGUGUUGCAGCCAUCAGUCAAAGGUCCCAAAUCCUCUACUGUCGAGACACAUUUGAGCACCCCACACUUGUCGAAAAUGAGAGUGUAUGUGAUGAAUUUGCUCCCAACCUCAAAGGACGACCACGGAAGAAAAAGUCCUGCAACCCACAGAGAAGAGAUUCGUUCAGCGGCAAUAAAGAUUCUCAGAAUAACUGUGAAGGAGGCAAAAGUGUGGCCAAGGUAAAAUGUGAGUCUAGAUUGCCUUUGUCCAAAACCAAAAAUAAUAACAGCAACUGUAAAAAGGGCUCAAAUGAGGAUAAAUCCAAGAUUUCUGUUGGUGAGCAAUGCAGAGCAGGUGAACAGGCCUUCCUGGUGGCCCUUUAUAAAUACAUGAAAGAAAGAAAAACACCCAUUGAACGAAUCCCCUACCUGGGUUUUAAGCAGAUUAACCUUUGGACUAUGUUUCAAGCUGCUCAAAAACUGGGAGGAUAUGAAACAAUCACAGCUCGUCGACAAUGGAAACAUGUUUAUGACGAAUUAGGUGGGAACCCUGGGAGCACCAGCGCAGCCACUUGCACACGCAGACAUUAUGAAAGAUUAAUCCUGCCCUAUGAAAGAUACAUUAAAGGGGAGGAAGACAAGCCAUUGCCUCAGGUGAAGCCUCGAAAGCAAGAGAUCGCUCAGGAGGUGGAGAGUAAGAUAAAAUUGGCCAGCACAAAGCGCAUCAAGCAUGAACACAUGAAGAGCAAGAAGGAGCGAGAGGAGGCACCAAAGCCCCAGGACCCGGCAGAGGGUUCAUCGGCCAAAGAGAAGAAUCAGGAAUGCUCAUUGCAGAAAAGCUUAUUGGACCUGACUGCGGCAGAAGCCAUGAAACUCUCUGCCGAAGGGUCCCCUCCGGUGGCCCCCAGAGUGGCCUUCUUGGAAGAGGACGAGCCUCUGGCCGACGCAUCUCUGGUCUCCCCUGAAGCCAUGACCAGAAGCCCACCUCUGGAGGAGCUGCAGGAGGAGCCCAAGCAGGAACUACGCGGGGUGUCGUGUUUUGCAGAUGGCCUCGAGGAAGAGGAGGAGGCCCAGGCAAUCCCCUUCAGCAGCUUCCCCAGCCUCCAGCUGCCCCUCCCAAGUCAGAACGAGAUGGAAGAUGAUAAAAUCCCAGAGAUGGCGGACUACAUUGCCAACUGCACGGUGAAAGUGGAUCAGUUGGGCAGCGAGGACAUCCACAGUGCCCUGAAGCAGAGCCCCAAAGUGAUGGUGGUGCAGAACUUCGACAUGUUCAAGGAGAAGGACCUCCCAAGUCCCUUCAAUGGGGAUCCCGGGUUUGGCUCCACCCCGUUACUCUACUCCAAGGGCAACCCAGGCAUCAUGUCCCCUCUGGCAAAAAAGAAGCUCCUCUCCCAGGUGAGCGGGGCAGCCCUUUCCUGUGGCAACUACCCGUAUGGCUCCCCACCACCACUGAUCAGCAAGAAGAAGUUCAGCAGCAAGGACGAUCUCUUGUCCGGCAGGCCAGGACUGCUGUCUCCCAGGCACUCAAUGGACAGUGCAGCGGUCAGCAGGCCAUCGGUCAUCCAACACGUGCAGAGUUUUAAACCCAAGACUGUGGAGGACAGGAGGCCUAGUCACGAUGCCUACCGACAUGACUCCCUGCUCAAGAAACCAGACUCCGAAUGUUGUGAUUUUUCUAAGCAGCAUUUGAGUGCCCUAGCAGAAUCCUACGCACUGAAGUCAGAAAUCCAGGAUAUGAAGGAGCGAAUGAACGAGAGGAGGGCCCUGCACCACUCGCAUGUGCCAGGCUUCUUGGCAGACUUUUACGCCUCCCCUCCCCUCCACAGCCUCUAUAGGCGUGCCGAGCACCUGGGGAGCCAGCCGUGCUCCAAGUACUUCCCCCGAGAUGUGUACGGGGAAAAUGCUGCUGGGUUCCCUCCCCAUAAGCUCCAGGACAGGCGACUACUCAGCUACCACCCGCCUUUGCACCAGCCGGAGAACAAGACCUCCCGGGAAACCCCCUUGGAUGAUCAGCCCACAGAUCUGAGUCUUCCCAAAGGGGGCCACAAACAGACCACUAAAACCUUGGGAGCCCCUCUCUUACGGGGUUCACCCGGGGGUGUAGAGGAGGGCAAAAGCGUCGCCCGGUUCCACUCCUUGGCCGGCCAGACUCUAAGUGUGGAUGGCAAUCCAAAGGCUUGUCGGGUCUCCCCAAUGACGGUCUCCGCCCCAAAGAAACAGGGAGAGCCCCUCCUGAGGGCCUGCAAGCUGCCAGCCCCAAGAAAGUUGGACGGGAUGGUACACCCGGUCCUGAGCCACAAAGCCAUGGCUCAGGGCAUCGGGGCAGCUCGCCCUCUGAAGCGCAGCCUGGAGGACCUGGACAAAGGCCUUUUGGAGAAGAAGGUCCGAGCAGUCUCACCCUUGCGCUUACCAAAGGAAGCCCCUUCCAAAGAACAGGACAUGGAGGGCAGCAAGCCAGUGCAUGGCCCACCCCCAGGCGGGGCGCUGGAGGGCCAAAAGUUCCCCCUCUCCAGCCCCAUCUUCACGAGUUUGUACCCAGGGACCCUGUGCGGCGGCCUGGGCAGCCGCAUGCCAGUGGCCAGCUACUCCCACCCCCUGCAGUACUUGAAAAACCAGGCCUCCCUCUCCCCUCUGCAACCCUUUGCGCUCCACUCCUUCAUGGUGCAUAGACAGUUCCUCACCUCCCCAGGCGGCUCUCAGCAGCUUUACAGGCACUUGGCGGCAGCCUCCCCUGUGGGCAGCUCCUACGGGGACCUUUUGCACAACAGCGUUUAUCCUCUGGCGGCUCUGAACCCCCAGCCUGCUUUCCCCCCCUCCCAGCUCUCCUCUGUACACCCGAGCACAAAGUUGUAAAUGCUCCUGAAAGACGCCAUCCCGCAAAUAACAUUCCUUUUAUCCCGCAGUCCUGUCUCGCAAACAAGUAUAUCGAUAUUUGUGAUAACCAAUAAGCGGUUUUGCUCCACCCUGCUGAGCGCUUUGGGUCCGACUGAGACAUGGCUCCGGCUUAAGCUGGGCCUGAGGCCAGAUUGCUGGCUUCCCCCGAGCCUCCUCGCUGGUCCGCCUCCUGCUGCACCAAGGGCUGCGGAGGGUUAGGGUUUCCUGGCAGCCGAGGCUGAGGUGCGCCUGGGCCCCAACUCAGAGGGAGGGCCCUCUCGGCUUGCCCCACCUCCACCCCCCACCGCUGGGCAGCAGCCUUGAAACCUCCCAGAUAAAUCAGGAAGGCAGGAAAUGCCCCCUGGGGAGGUUGCUUCUUUGGGUACCAUUUCAGAGUUCAAAUCAAUGCAAUGUAUAGAAAAACUGUGUCAACGUUCAUCUUAACACUAUCAGAACAGAAAAAGGAAACACAAACUAGACUGUACAUAUCUGCUCCAGAAACAAGAACGACCCGUGUCAAGUUCAUUUGUAUAAUUUAUGUAAGUUCUUAUUUUCCGCGUAUCAUGUGCUGUUUUUUUUAAAAGAAAACAAAAUUAAACAGCUCCUUUUUAUUUGCCACAUUUUUUUUUCCUUUUGUU